This is a messenger RNA of Girardinichthys multiradiatus, 1937 nucleotides long. It is a transcript of the gene tbcb, whose product is annotated as tubulin folding cofactor B. The record is from RefSeq and is a predicted model, not a curated record. Gene Ontology annotation, biological process: tubulin complex assembly; cytoplasmic microtubule organization; post-chaperonin tubulin folding pathway. Gene Ontology annotation, cellular component: nucleus; microtubule plus-end; cytoplasm. Gene Ontology annotation, molecular function: alpha-tubulin binding; microtubule plus-end binding. Bases 212 to 952 code for a protein of 246 amino acids. The transcript has 7 exons. Lineage: Eukaryota; Metazoa; Chordata; Actinopteri; Cyprinodontiformes; Goodeidae.
GGCGUAGCAGGAACUGGAGUUUGAGUUUUCUGGCGUUGAUACAAAGCGAGGCUACGUUCACCAUUUUUGUUUUACUGUCGUAGUUCAUAACGGUGUUUCGAGUGUUUUUUAAACUUGCGCCGUUAGCCUCUUUCCUCAAGACUUGUUUAUAUCGUUGAGGACAAUAUACAUAACUUCACUGCUCUUUAAGUGGGUCCAAACAAAUUGCAGGAUGGACAAUGAAGUGAUGGUGGUCACCAACCCUUUAGUGAAUGUUCGUAUCACAAGCAGCUUCUCCACCUUUGAGAACCGCCGGAGGUUCAAUAGAGGAAUUACUAUAGCAGAACUAAAGGGGCUCCUGGAGAUCAAUGUGGGUGUACCUGCCUCCUGCAUGGACUUGGAGAUUUUUAGCACCACCAAUAAGUUCUUACAGAAAAUGGAUAACGAUGACGCUUUAUUUGGUUCCUACCCUGUGGACGAUGAAUGCAGAAUACACGUUAUUGAUAGAAGUGGAGGACAGGCCAGCGAGUUGUUUGAUAGUUCCAAAGUGGAGAAGUUUGAGCUCCCAGAUGAUGAAUAUGAGAAACGGACAGAAUCAGUGAGGUCGUUCUUAAAGAAGCAGAAUUUAGGUCGCUACAAUGAGGAAGAAGUUUCUAAGAAGAAGGCUGAGCUCAACACUCGGGAAGAACAACAGAAGGCUGCAGCUGAAGCUAUUUCUGUUGGCAGCCGCUGCAAAGUGGAGGUCCCUGGACAGCCCACAAAACUUGGCACGGUUAUGUAUGUUGGUACAACAGAGUUCAAGUCAGGUUAUUGGGUGGGUGUGAACUAUGACGAGCCACUGGGAAAACACAAUGGAACUGUUCAAGGGAAGCAGUACUUUGAGUGUCAGGACAAAUACGGGGCGUUUGUGAAGCCGCUGAGUGUGACUGUGGGAGACUUCCCUGAGGAGGACUACGGUUUAGAUGAGAUUUAGAACUGUUCUGGUUGUUGUGGUCAUUCGUUUUCAUUUCAGAUCCAUUUACUGAACAGAGGGGAAGUGGGGUGAUUCAUUGUAACAAAGGUUCCUGUUUGUUCUUCUGUGGAUGGCAUGAUCAAAAGGCACUUUAGCUGGAAGUUUUUUUUUUUUAUUGCAGCAUGACAAUUUGAGAUCUUAACAUAGAUGAGUCAUUUAAAAACUAGUUAAAUGUGUUGCACUUAAGAAGGAUUUUUGUUUCAGAUUGAUGUAUUUAAACAGUUCUUUUUGUCCUGUUGUCAGUUUAAUUCUUAAACCUUAGUUUAUUUUUCAAUUUAUGUCAAUCUGUUAAAUUUUGUGUAACUGUACAUAAAGUCUUUUCGUUUAAGGAAUGUACAUUGCUUUAACUGACAACUGCUUGUAUAACUAUCCAUUGAGUCGAAAAUUCUUCCUAAUCAUACUUUGACAGUAAAGAUGAUUACCCCGGGUUGUGUUAACAACUUUAGAUUUUUGAUGAGGUUAAAUAAAAGCUGCAGGCAGUGGAUACUUACGUUUUAAAAUGUCACUUUCAGGAAAUGCCUCAGAAUUUCUUGAAGUAAAAGGAGUAAAAGCUCCUUUAUUGUUCUGACACUACUGCUCUUUUUUUUAAAGACUAACAAUGCCAACAAUAUUUCCCUUAUAAGCAAAACACAUGGCUGUUUGUCACAUGUCACCACUCUGUCCUGCAGCAUACGUCUCACAGCCACAAUUGUGCAGCUCAGUUAUUGGCAGGCUUCUUUGUAACAAUUACAUCCCUCAGCGUUGGACAAUGUUGCAUUUCAAAUUGAUGAUAUGCUUGCUUUGUUAUACAUAAAAACGUUUAACUUACUUAAUUUGAGAAAAUGUAAAAUCAUUAAUUUCUGUCUUUUCAAUAAAGUUAAGUGAUAAUAUUCAACAUUGAUCUCUAAGGUGCUGGUGACAAUAUGUGCCAAAGGAUAAUCCAUACUAAUAAAAACAAUACACAUGA